AUGGCUGAUGGAUGUACUGAUCAUUGUAGGCGCACUUUACUUAACUUCUUGGUUUAUUGUCCUAAAGGAACUAUCUUCCUAAAGUCUGUUGAUGCUUCUCAUGCCUCCAAGACUGCUGAAUUAUUGUUUAAGCUUUUUAAGGAUGUUGUCAACUUUGUCGGUCCUGAAAAUGUUGUUCAUAUAGUGACGGACAAUGCUACAAAUUAUGUUGCUGUUGGAAGGUUGUUGGAAGCUAAAUUCCCUAAGUUGUAUUGGUCUCCUUGUGCUGCGCAUUGUAUUAAUUUGAUGUUGCAAGAUAUUGGAAAGUUGAAUGAAUUCAGUGAGAUAGUUUCACAUGCUUCAAAGAUUACUAAAUACAUAUAUAAUCUUUGUCAUCCACUGUAUCUUAUGAGGAAGUUUACCGGUGGACGAGAAAUACUUCGUCCAGCUCCAACUCGCUUUGCUACCAAUUUCAUAGCUUUACAGAGUAUUCUGGCUCAAAAAAAUGCAUUAAGAGCUAUGGUAACUUCUAAAGAAUGGACAAUCUCAGCCUACUCCAAAGAAGCUAAAGCUAAAACAUUUGUGGAUCAAGUUUUAGACUCUAAGUUUUGGAAUCAAUGUACAGAUGUUGUCAAGCUUACUGAGCCACUUGUUCGUGUGCUUUGUAUUGUGAAUAGUGAAGAUAAAACUGCAAUGGGUUUUAUUUAUCAAGCUUUUAAUAUGGCUAGAGAAGAGAUGGUGAAGAGGUUUUGA
Arachis ipaensis is the source of this 732-nucleotide messenger RNA. RefSeq lists its product as uncharacterized. Lineage: Eukaryota; Viridiplantae; Streptophyta; Magnoliopsida; Fabales; Fabaceae. The record is from RefSeq and is a predicted model, not a curated record.